AUGGGACGGAAGAAGCAGACUUUGCCGCCAGAAGAAGAGGCGGUGGUUUUGGCCAAUGUGGCGGAGCGGGCAGAGCGCUUCGAUGACAUGGUGGAAUACAUGAAGGAGCGUGUCAAGGCGGGCAAGACCCUAACGCGCGAGGAGCGCGAAAUGUUUUCGGCUGCCUUCAAGGGCCUCAUGAGCAGUCGACGCUUUGCCGUACGCGUUGCGAAGAGCGUCCAAGAGCAGGAGGAAGAGGCCGCAAAAGAGAAGAACGCAGCACUCGCGGCGGGAUAUCUGAGCAAGGUCCGAUUGGAGCUGCAGGGUAUCUGCAUCCAGGUGCUGGAGAUUCUGGAGGGUAUCUUGCUGCCAAAAGCGGAAACCGGUGAGCCAAAGGUGUUCUACCUGAAGAUGCAGGCAGAUUACUACCGCUACUUAGCCGAGUUUCUGGAUGGAGAAGGACAGAGAGAGGCGCUCGCCAGUGCCGCUGAAACCUAUGUGGCUGCCACCGUGGAGGCUGAGACGCAUCUCAUGGUCACCCAUCCCGUCCGGCUGGGCGUGGCCCUGAAUCAUGCCGUCUUCAAGCAGACUGUGCUGCAGGACACUGCAACAGCUGUGCAGAUGGUAAAGGAUGCGCUAGAACUGGCCGCUCGCAGCCUUGAGGGAAUGCCAAAGGAAGCAGUGCGCGAUGCACAGCCCCUCAUGGCCAUCAUGAAGGACAACCUCAGUAUGUGGUCUGAUGAGGAGGUGUCCUGA
Messenger RNA from Symbiodinium pilosum, 735 nucleotides. Lineage: Eukaryota; Dinophyceae; Suessiales; Symbiodiniaceae. The record is from the annotation of a GenBank genome assembly.